UCGAUAGAUGCAUUGAUGCAAAUAAAAAUUGUUUAUUUUUAAAUAAUAUUAAGUUAUAGUUAUUUGUUAUGUUAGUAUUUAUGUCUUAGUGAAAAAAUGUCGGUAGAAAUCUGGAAUCUUGAAAAGGAUUUGUGUCGGUGCUGUCACACGGAAGGUUCAUUCGACAAUUUGGCCGAACCAAAAACUUAUUUAGAACGAGUCGAAAUUUAUUCCGAUAUGUUGAGAGAUUGUUUUGAUAUCGAGAUAACUCCAGUGCCCGGGGAGCUUUGUGCAAUGACAUAUAAAAUAUGCGAAGCAUGUAUAUCGAGGCUACGGUAUGCUGUAACAUUUAAAAAACAGGUCCAAGAUUGCGAGGAGAAGUUUAUGGAACUGUACUAUAAAAAUGCAAUCAAAGCUCUAAGCAAUCAACUAAGCACAAAAUCAGUUGUGAAAGAAGAACUACCGGAACCUUUUUUAAUAGAUCUCAAAGAAGAAGACAUAUCACAAAUGGAUCAUCACGAGGAAGAUGAUGAUGAUGACGACGAUGACGACUUCGAUUUAAAGGAAGACGAAGACGAACAAAAUACGGAUGACGAAAUGAUAAUAACCAACGAGCAGAAAUUAAAAACAAAAGAUAAACUGAAAGUCGAAAAGCCGAAGAUGAAACGAGGCAGGCCUCGGAAGAUCAAGGAGGAGAAACGGAAGGACACUGGGAAGGAUAAGAAAGGCGAUGAAUCGACGCGUUCGUUCCGACUGCAACCGGGCGAUUAUAGGCGGGACGGUGACAAGUACGCCUGUUGCAGGUGCGAAAAAAUUUACGACAAAAUGUGCUCACUAAGAUUCCACAUCAAGACGAAACAUUACAAGAUACCGAGGUUCACGUGCCAGUACUGCAUGAAGGGGUUCAUGACCCACGCCCCCUUCACCAUCCACAAGCUGGAAGACCAUAAUAUCGACGAGAGAUACUACUGUAAAGCGUGCAAAGGUACAUUCAACACGAAAAUUCAGCUACGGAAACAUAUAAACAAUUUCCACAUGCUCGGCGAGAGGUACCAGUGUGAUCUCUGCGACUACGAGUCGUUCAGUUUCGAGGGUAUGUACAAACAUAAGUUUAAACAUAAAACGUCCAAGGAUUAUCACUGUAGGUUCUGCAGGAAGUCGUUCUUGAGGAAGACGACGCUGGACCUCCACGAGAGGAUACACACGGGGGACAGGAGGAAGGUCUGCAAGAUCUGCAGCCAGGCGUUCGUUCAGAAGGCUAGUUUGAACUAUCACAUGACGAAAUAUCACCCCGAUGUUAACUUUUAGAUAGUGUAGAAUUGUAUUCAAAUGUUGGAGAUAUUUUUGAUCAGAAUUUUAUUAGAAAUGAUUAAGAGCGCGUGCAACUGACUCCGGAGACAUUUCAGCGUCAGAAUUUUUUGGAUUUGAAUUUAUAAAGGCCGGAAUUGCGUGUGAAUCAAGACAGACAUCACAAAAAACUUGUGUACAUAAUAUCUUUCUCACUCGGAUGAAGUUUGUCACACUGGCCAUUGCCAUACGAUGCUCACGCGAGCAGCUUGGAGGAACAAGCUUUCACUUCGAGGAGAGUUGUAAGCCCAGCAUUGGCGUUUGCAGGCUCACUGGAUAUUAUAUCAAAAAUAGACAAGAUUUGACCUUGAAAACGUUGUCUGGGUUGUUUGGUUGCAAGCGGUUUGAUUUUUUUUUUAAUAUUUAUUAUUUGGUUAGAAAGAAAAAAAGGCGCAAAUUUUGUAAUUUUUGGAUUUUUGAUAUUGUUUUA
Molecule: messenger RNA, 1756 nt
Organism: Vanessa atalanta (red admiral)
Lineage: Eukaryota; Metazoa; Arthropoda; Insecta; Lepidoptera; Nymphalidae
Product: zinc finger protein 184-like
Exons: 6
Coding region: 97-1287 (396 amino acids)
Biological process (GO): regulation of transcription by RNA polymerase II
Cellular component (GO): nucleus
Molecular function (GO): DNA-binding transcription factor activity, RNA polymerase II-specific; RNA polymerase II cis-regulatory region sequence-specific DNA binding; zinc ion binding
Source: RefSeq, a predicted model, not a curated record